This is a messenger RNA of Helianthus annuus (common sunflower), 1029 nucleotides long. Its product is annotated as F-box protein At3g08750-like. NCBI's taxonomy places the organism in Eukaryota, Viridiplantae, Streptophyta, Magnoliopsida, Asterales, Asteraceae. Gene Ontology annotation, molecular function: protein binding. The coding region runs from base 1 to 1029 and encodes 342 amino acids. The transcript has a single exon. The record is from RefSeq and is a predicted model, not a curated record.
AUGUCAGAGAUACUGCCAAGACUUCCUGCAAAAUGUGUAGGUCGUGCAAAGAAGGUAUGUAAAGAAUGGUUGUCAUGUAUAUCGUCGAAGGAGUUUGUCAUGAUGCACUGUAGACAUAUGUGUAAGGGGUCUAGACAAAAAAUUCUUAGUAUUGGACAGGAAUCAUGCUUUAUUUCCAGCACUACUGUUGAUUUAGUCGAUGAGAAAACCAUGAUUACCCUACCGUUUCAUGUUCGCCCUUCUGAUGUGUGGAUUUUAUCAAGCUUGAAUGGGCUUUUAUGUGUUUGUUUACGCAAUACGUUUGAAAUGCUUAUUUGGAAUCCGUUGAUCCGUAGCUGCAUCAACAUAUCUGAUUCUAAGUCUUAUGGUUUUUUCAAAAUCUAUUCCGAUGCUGUUGGCCUAUACAUCGAUUCCUCUAAUGAUUACAGAGUUUUACAUAUAAAACGUGGUCGUUUUACAGUUGAUGUUAUGGCUUAUUCAAGGAGGACCAGUCAUUGGAAGAGAAUACCGUUUUUACAAAAAAGGCAUUACCAUACUAAUGGUUAUGUGUGGUCGGGGGGGACUUUUUGUGAGGAUGGUUUAUAUUUUACUGUAUUCCAGUUUUGGCUUGCUGGUGAUAUUGUCAUAAUUCGAUUUGAUGUGAAUACAGAGACGUUUUCAGAAAUAGGGUUUCCAUAUGUUGGCAAUGGUGAAACAUGUCAGGGGAACUUGGUUAAUAUGAAUAACAAACUUCACGUGUUUGUUAGUCAUGGGUUUAUAGAUAUGGCUGUGGAUCUAUGGCGUUAUGAAGGUGAGCAUUGGUCGAAGGUCAUGUUGUUUCCGAAGAUCAGUUAUAUUCCAACGCCAGUUUGGUGCUCAAUUACACAUGUUAGUUCAGAAGAAAAGUGUUUUGUGAUGACAGAUUGGGGUGAGGUUUAUGAAAUAGAUUUGAACAAGAAGACGUGUGACCUUUUCAUACCAAGCGAUUGGAAUCAUGCUAUACGGACAGCAAUGUAUGUGGAAACUAUUGUGCCAGCAAGUCUUCAGUAA